Messenger RNA from Glossina fuscipes, 682 nucleotides. RefSeq lists its product as uncharacterized. Bases 39 to 344 code for a protein of 101 amino acids. The record is from RefSeq and is a predicted model, not a curated record. The transcript has 2 exons. NCBI's taxonomy places the organism in Eukaryota, Metazoa, Arthropoda, Insecta, Diptera, Glossinidae.
ACAUAAUAUAUUAGAAAAUAUAUAAUAAUUUAUAUAAAAUGGGUGACUAUCAAACGAAUGCAGAUGAUGACUUAAAUACAGAAUCUGUGGAGGUAUUACGAGAACGUUUGAAUACAAUGAAGCGAUUAAUGGCUGAGCGUAGUGUUCAACAGCAACAAAAUCCAGCUAGCACUGAAGAAAUUUGGUCAACUAGACGUCAUACGCCCGGUAUUAUAGAUGGGAAUUUUUUAAGUAUGGCCUUUGGUGGUGCUCUCUUAGUUAUAGUUUCGGUUUCCGUUUACGCUUUUUAUAAUUUAUAUCAUGCCAUUUUAAAGAAAUUCCCUUCUAAACACGAAGAAUUAUAAAUUAAUUGUGUAAACAAAAAUGAUGUUAUAUUAACAUAGAAAAUGUAUGCAUAUAUAUAUAUAUAUUCCAUUGGAAAUUAAAGAGUCUUGAUGAUAUUUGAAGUAGCAAAAGAUUUUGUGGCGAAAAAAGUUUAAAGCAAAAUUAUUUUGACGUCGGAUUAAACUUUUGAUCCAGUUUCACUGAUUUGCUUGGACUUGCUUUUCUCUUGCUGACCUUCGUAGGAUUUAGGUAUUGAUAUUCGAAGACGAUUGAUGAAGAUGGGAACGAAACCUUAGAUAUAAAUUUUGUGAGAUUAUGCUCUCUCGGUAAUUGAAGCGUAUAUUAACGCUACACCAUC